This is a messenger RNA of Coregonus clupeaformis (lake whitefish), 1774 nucleotides long. RefSeq names its product WD repeat and SOCS box-containing protein 1. Bases 377 to 1645 code for a protein of 422 amino acids. The record is from RefSeq and is a predicted model, not a curated record. Lineage: Eukaryota; Metazoa; Chordata; Actinopteri; Salmoniformes; Salmonidae. Gene Ontology annotation, molecular function: protein binding. Gene Ontology annotation, biological process: intracellular signal transduction. The transcript is spliced from 9 exons.
AUGAAAAGAUGCUAUCCAGUCUACUCUUCAGCCAUUGUAUUUGAAAGUAGUCGUCUGUAUUCAACGGUGUGCUGUAACACAGUAAUUUCGUGGAUUUCAAUGAACGCAGAUUUUAGCCAUCCAGCUGAAUUGAACAAUACCUAGACUGCACACGGAUUGUAAAGAAGAUAAUUCCAAAAAUAAUAGCUUUAUUUGGGCUCACGCGAUAUUAAUAUUAGCAGCAGGCUACGUGCGCAGCACAACAUUCCAGACGUCGGAAUAGAAUCCAGCUUUCUCGUUGGCUAAUUAUAUAGCUAGCUACUUUUUUGUUUAUUUUCCCAAUAACUUUUGUUAUUAAACCAAUAGGCUUUUCUCUAAGGAUCAGGUUUCUAUUUAGAUGGCAAGCUUCCCAGAUUCUGUAAACGAAAAUGAAAUAGGUAAGGCUAAGUUCAUCGGUGAACUCUUAGUGCCUGUUGCUCCCUUCGACCAGAAGUCCGGGCGAGAGACCUGGACUGUAGCCUUUGCACCUGAUGGUUCCUACUUCGCUUGGUCUCAAGGGCAUCGCAUUGUGAGGCUCGUUCCCUGGUCAAAAUGCCUGAAGAAUUUCGGUGGGGAAGGCUCCAACGAAGCGGGCCCUCUGCGUUUGUCACUGCAGAACAGCAAGGGGGGAACAGUGGUGCCAGUGGGCGAGCCCAAGGAGCACACCAUCGACUGCGGUGACAUCGUGUGGGGCCUGGCCUUCGGCUCGUCUGUGCCAGAGAAGCAGAGUCGCUGCGUCAACAUAGAGUGGCACCGUUUCAAGUUCGGUCAGGACCAGCUGCUGCUUGCCACCGGCCUCAACAAUGGACGCAUCAAGAUCUGGGACGUCUAUACUGGAAAGCUGUUGCUGAAUCUCAUGGACCAUACAGAUAUAGUGCGAGACCUGACUUUCGCCCCUGACGGCAGCCUCAUGCUGGUCUCGGCAUCCAGAGACAAAACCCUGAGGGUCUGGGACCUGAAAGAUGACGGUAACAUGGUGAAAGUGUUGCGGGGUCAUCAGCACUGGGUCUAUUGCAGCGCAUUCUCACCAGACUCCUCAGUCCUCUGCUCUGUCGGAGCCGGUAAAGCGGUGUUCCUUUGGGAUAUGGAUAAAUAUUCCCUGAUCCGGAAGCUAGAGGGUCACCAUAACGACGUGGUGUCCUGUGAGUUCUCUCCCGAUGGAGCCUUGCUCGCCACCGCCUCCUACGACACCCGCGUCAUCAUCUGGGACCCGCACAUGGGCACUGUGCUAAUGGAGCUAGCGCACCUCUUCCCUCCCCCCUCGCCCAUCUUUGCAGGAGGGGCCAACGAUCGCUGGGUACGUUCCGUAGCGUUCUGUCACGAUGGCCGUCACAUCGCCAGCAUCACUGACGACAGAAUGGUGCGUUUCUGGACCAUUGAUGAGAAGUCUCCCCAGGCCAUCGCUCCCCUCUCUAAUGGCCUCUGCUGUGCCUUCUCUACUGACGGGAGUGUCCUCGCAGCUGGGUCUCGAGAUGGCAGCGUGCAUUUCUGGGCGUGCCCAAAGAGCAUUGCCAGCCUGCAGCACCUGUGUCGCAUGGCACUACGACGGGUCAUGCCCACCCAGCAGGUGCAGACGCUGCCCAUCCCGCCGCGCAUACGCUCCUACCUGUCUUACCAAGAUCUCUAGCCCUCCACCUUCACCCUCACCACCCAACACAUCGCUCGCUGGAAAUCAAUGAAUAUUUUUAUUUUUAGUCAUUUAGCAGACACUCUUAUCCAGAGCGACUUACAGUUAGUGAGUGCAUACAUUUUCAUA